Mytilus trossulus (common blue mussel) is the source of this 1696-nucleotide messenger RNA. RefSeq lists its product as uncharacterized. The coding region runs from base 401 to 1696 and encodes 431 amino acids. The record is from RefSeq and is a predicted model, not a curated record. The transcript has 8 exons. Lineage: Eukaryota; Metazoa; Mollusca; Bivalvia; Mytilida; Mytilidae. Gene Ontology annotation, molecular function: protein binding.
UUGACAUGGUUGUAUGGGUUAAUUUGAAACUGAUUACCUCAGAACCAUAUGCACAAACAAAAUCUUAUUGUAAAUUAAUUGACUCAGAGUUUCAAAUAAUAAACUGAAAGUAGUAUUAAGUUUCUUAUUUAUCAUGUAGUACAGUUGUCUUUUCUUGUUAAACAUGGAAAGGUUAACAUGCAUUGAUUAGAGAAUUUGUGGUCAAUGUGGAGUGACGACUGUAUAUAGGGGUGUCCCACUGUAAAUUAUAAAUAGCUAUCAGUUUAAAUAUCUCUUAAAAAGUGUUGUAUACAUUCAUUCAUAACACAUGUGUGAAUAAUCCGACAGUCUGUGUUUAGAGAGAGAUAAAACGAUGAUUAUUAUUUGAAGUUUUUACCUAUAUGAUGGAGACUAAAGUAAUAUGGAUUUAAAUUCAUUGAGGAUCACGUUUAUUUUGGUCCUAGUGUCCAUCAUAUGCAAUGUUUAUUGUAAAAAUAAAAGAGACUACAAUGUAUUGUCCAAUGUGAGAAGAUACAAUUCAACUGGAAUAUUAAAACUACGGUCGAAAGGCUACAAAUUCAACAGUGAUUGGACACCUUCAAAAUUAAAAUUAAGAAAUGCAAGACGUUUCAUCAAAACAUAUAGAAACCAGUUAACAUAUUAUUUCUCUGGGAAUAUUUCUCUUGUGAAUAUCGAUGUACCUAUUUUAAGUGUUUUUCAUCGUAAGAAACAAUUACCAUUCUUAGAAGUGAUUGUAAAUAUUAACAAAGACAAAUUAGUUUUUAGAUAUCAAGGAAAAGUGUCAUUCCAAAGAAUAGAAACUCCACUCCAUUCGGGAGGAAAAAGUGCUUUAAAUUUAUUAAUUUAUUAUAAUAGUACACAUGUGACUUUUAAUUGUAAUUGUGUUCUUAGUACCAUAAAACUUCGACAAACUGUGGCAAGAUUUUCCCACAAUGCAAUCAUCUUUCUUCAGAAUCGUAAAAGCUCACAGAAAUUUCAGGGAGAAGUGCGACAAUCAAAAGUCUAUAGUUAUAACAGAAAGCAGAAAUUUAAAUGUCCGGAACAAAACACAGAUACUGGAAAGCCAAAUGUCAGGGCUGAGGCAGUGUCCAGUACAAGUAUACGAGUGUCUUGGUCCAGACCUGUCAACAAGGAAUGUCCCAUUUUGGCGUACUCUGUCACAGUGAAGGUGUCUGACACUGGAAGUGUUGUAGAAACAAGAGUGAUGUUGGCAACAGAUUCAAUGAAGACAUUCACAGGUCUGGUACCUCAUACUAAUUAUACAGUAUUUGUGAUGGGCUUUACAGCAAGGUGUGGGGCAGGGGAUCAGUCAGAUCCAGUCACAGUGGCAACACUAGAUGAUGCAGAACUAGUUCAGAAUGAUGACAGAAUAUUUAAUUCUCUUGGUAGUACAGACAAGCGUUUAAACUCUCUACUAGCAAACAGUAUCCAAUUUUCAAGGAACAGUUUAGAAGAUGAUAGAAUUUCUCAGCUUAAGUUUUCUGUAGACAGUUUAACAACCCAGAAUACUGAUUUAAGGUCUAAAGUACAACAGUUGGAAGAUACAUGUGUAUGUUACCCACAAUGCACUAUUGGCAGCAGAACUUAUGAUGAAAGUCAAACUUGGGAAGAAGGUCGUUGUAACAUUUGUACUUGUAGAAGAGGCAGACCACAAUGUAGGACAAGAUCUAAUGUCUCAAACUGUAUUUGUAAGUAG